Molecule: messenger RNA, 591 nt
Organism: Hibiscus syriacus
Lineage: Eukaryota; Viridiplantae; Streptophyta; Magnoliopsida; Malvales; Malvaceae
Exons: 1
Coding region: 1-591 (196 amino acids)
Biological process (GO): defense response
Source: RefSeq, a predicted model, not a curated record
AUGAAUAACGUUCCGGAUUCCCGAAAAAAAAUUCAACGACCCAAAUAUCAGCUAAGAGAGAUUGAAGUUCUCAUAAUCUCAGCUCAAGACCUCAAGAACGUGAAGCACUUGACCCAAAUGAAAGCAUACGCAGUGGUCUACGUGGAAAAGGACGUCCACGUCGCCAAAACCCACGUAGACGAGCACGGAGGGACCAACCCCGCUUGGAACGAGGUGAUGAAGGUGAAGUUCCACGCGAAGCUGGCGGAGAAUGAUGUGUUGGCGGCGGUGAACGUCGACAUAUACGCGCAUGGCCACGUGAGGGAGAAGCCAGUGGGGAGUGCGAGGGUUUUGCUUUGCGAUGUGUUGAAAGGAGGGGAUGCUUCUGAGCCGGCCGAUAACCCAAUUCGAUGCUUGACGGUGCAGGUUUGGAGGAGUUUGGGUAGGCCACAAGGGUUGCUUAACCUGUGGGUUCCGCCGACUGGGAGGUUCUUGAUGAGGAGAGAGUCUCUAUCGUUUAGCGUGAAGGAGGUGGACGAAGAAGAAAUGGCGGACAGAGAGGUGGUGAAGGCGCUCGGAGGAGGUGGAACGGUAGAGAGGAUGGGUGAGUAG